AUGACAGCUAUUUCUUCAUCGCAAUCAAAUCAAACAGAGAGUUUGAAACGAAGAUUUGAAACCAGUAAAGGUGAUAAGAAUAUUGGUACCCAAAAUGUGAACAAGAUUAUGAAUGGAGAUGCUAAUUCUAGUGACGUACAUUUACCUGUUACAGAAAUUCACUUGAAAUCACAUGAAUGGUUCGGUGAUUUUAUUACCAAACACGAAGUUCCUCGUAAAGUUUUCCAUUCAUCGAUUGGUUUUAUUACCUUAUACUUAUAUACCCAAGGAAUUGAAUAUAGAAAUGUAAUUAAGCCUUUGGCAAUUGCUUUUGUUAAUAUUUUAGUUUUAGAUAUUAUCAGAUUGAAUUGGCCAUUCUUUAACAAUAUGUACUGUCACGUUGUUGGUCUAUUAAUGAGGAAGAAAGAAAUACAUACUUACAACGGUGUAUUAUGGUACAUAUUAGGUCUAUUAUUUUCCUUCUAUUUUUUCAGUAAGGAUAUUGCCUUAAUGUCAGUAUUGCUAUUAAGUUGGUCAGAUACUGCUGCUUCAACAUUUGGUAGAAAAUUUGGACAUUUAACACCAAAAAUUGUUCCAAAUAAAUCACUAGCAGGAUCCCUUGCUGCAUUCAUCGUUGGUGUUGUAUCCUGCUUGAUAUUGUACGGCUUCUUUUUCCCAUGUUUUCCUCAUCUAAAUGGACCAGGUGUGAUAUCUUGGACUCCAGAGACAAACAAAUUAAGUUUGUUACAGUUAUCAAUUCUAGGUGGAUUUGUCGCAUCAUUAAGUGAAGGUAUCGACGUAUUCAAUUGGGAUGAUAAUUUCACGAUCCCAGUUUUAUCAUCUAUAUUUUUAAGUUUUGUCAUUCGAAUCUUUAAGAUAGAUUAA
Messenger RNA from Tetrapisispora phaffii CBS 4417, 864 nucleotides. RefSeq names its product diacylglycerol kinase (gene DGK1). Gene Ontology annotation, biological process: phosphatidic acid biosynthetic process. The record is from RefSeq and is a predicted model, not a curated record. The coding region runs from base 1 to 864 and encodes 287 amino acids. The transcript has a single exon. Gene Ontology annotation, cellular component: endoplasmic reticulum membrane. NCBI's taxonomy places the organism in Eukaryota, Fungi, Ascomycota, Saccharomycetes, Saccharomycetales, Saccharomycetaceae. Gene Ontology annotation, molecular function: ATP-dependent diacylglycerol kinase activity.